CUCCCAGUGCCCCAUCCCUGAGUGUCUCCAUCCUUUUGUGUUCCCAGUGUAUCCCCAGUAUGUCCUAGGGUAUUCCCAGGAUGUCCCCAUCUCCUAGAUGCCCCAUCCCAGGGUUGUCCCCGUGGUGUCCCCAGGGUGUCACCAUCCCAAGGAAUCCCCAUCCCAGGGGUGUCCCCUGGUGUCCCCAUGGUGUCCCUGCACUGUUCUCUCAGAGGUGCCCUGGGUUACACCGCGCUUGGCCUCCCGCACCCCAACGUCCCUGCGCAUCACCUGGCCCCAGCCCCUGGUUCCUCCUGAUGGCUACCGGGUGACACUUGUCCCUCUGGAUGACCCUGUGGCCAUGACAACACAUGAACUGCCCAGCUCUGCUGUCGCCUUCUCAGUGACAGGGCUGUCCCCAGGACACCCCUUCGAGCUGCUGGUCCAAGCCCGGCGGGGGCCGCAUCUAGGGGCACCUGGGGUCCUGCGCCUGCGCACAGCACUCAUCCCAUCUGUGCCGCACUAUGAGGGGUCCCCAGCAUCACCUCAGGGCUCCCUGGGGUCCCCAGCAGUGGCACCAUCAGCCCGAGGACCCCCAGAAUCCCCAGGAUCCCCAGGGUCACUGGGACCCCCGGGGUCACCAAUGUCACCCAUAUCACCAGACUUGUCCUUGGGAUCACCCGGGUCUUUGGGAUCACCAGCAUCCCCCAAGGUUCCAGCAUCCCCAGUAGCUCGAGGGUCCCUGGGAUCCCCAGCACCCCCGAGGUCAUCAGUGUCACCAGAGUCCCCAGAGUCACCAGCAUCACCGGAAUUCCCAGAGUCAUCAGUGUCACAAGAUUUCUCAGUGUCACCAGCGUCCCCAGAGUCCCCAUUGUCCCCAGAGUUCCCAGAGCUUCCAGGGUCCCCAGAGUCCCCAAAGUUUCCAGGGUCCACUCCACCCCCAUGGUCCCCAGUGUCCCCGUGGCCCCCACUGUCCCCAGGCAUCCCCUCCCUGCAGGACCUGGUGGCCCGGCUGUCCACAUACAGUGGAUCCCUGCUCCAGCGUCUCGAGAGCCACCUUCGGGCCACCAACUUCCCACUCCGUGGCAACCAGACAGUGCCAGGGGUGGCCCGUGCCAUCCUGGCUUACAUCCUGCGCCGGCACCCAGCGCUUGGGAGAAGACAGGGACCCACAGGGGAGGGUGGAAACCAGGAGCCGGUGCUGGAAUGGGUGGACAUGGAUGGGAUGGAGCUGACAGAGCCAUGGAGGGAUGUGGAGAAAACAGUCAAAGCUGAGCCAGAGGAGCUGCGUCCAUCCCGGCCAGUCCUGGGUGACCUCAGUGUCACCAGCAUCACCCCCAGCUCCAUGCAGCUGCAGUGGACUGUCCCCAAGGGCUCCUUUGACUCCUUCAUGCUGCAGUACCGGGAUGCUGAGGGCCAGCCCCAGGCCCUGCCCAUCGAUGGCGGGUCUCGCUCGGUGACGGUGCCAGGCCUGUCCCCAUCCCGCCGGUACCGCUUCCACCUCUAUGGGCUGCGGGGUGGGAAGAGGAUCGACCGUGUUUCCAUUGAUGUCAUCACAGGAGCUGCAGAAGAACCAGAGGAGCUGUCCUGGCCCUCAGAAGAGACCCAACAUGAGAAAUCCCAAACUGAGGCCUCUGCAUCUAAUGCCUCCCCAGCACAGGCAGUACUGGGGGAGCUGAGGGUCUCCAGCAUCACCCCCAACUCCAUGGAGCUGCAGUGGAGUGUCCCUGAGGGCCCCUUUGACUCCUUCAUGCUGCAGUACCGGGAUGCCCAUGGCCAGCCCCAGGCCCUGCCCAUUGAUGGCAGGUCCCGCUCAGUGACGGUGCCGGGGCUGUCCCCAUCCCACCGGUACCGCUUCCACCUCUAUGGGCUGCAGGGCAGGAAGAAGAUGGAUCACGUCUCCACCGAGGCUGUGACAGCUGCAGCAGAGCCAGAGGAGCAGCCCCUGCCCUCAGAGAAGCCCCAACAUGAAAAACAUCGAACUGAGUCCCCUGCAUCUGAGGCACCACUUGUGCGGGCAAUGCUGGACGAGCUGAGGGUCUCCAGUGUCACCCCUGACUCUGUACAGCUGCAGUGGACUGUCCCCAGUGGUUCCUUUGACUCCUUCAUGCUGCAGUACCGGGAUGCCCAUGGCCAGCCCCAGGCCCUGCCCAUCGCUGGCAGGUCCCGCUCAGUGACAGUGCCAGGGCUGUCCCCAUCCCACCGGUACCGCUUCCACCUCUACGGGCUGCGGGGCAAAAAGAAGAUUGACCAUGUCUCCACUGAGGCUGUGACAG
Parus major (Great Tit) is the source of this 2255-nucleotide messenger RNA. Its product is annotated as tenascin-X-like. Gene Ontology annotation, molecular function: protein binding. The transcript is spliced from 7 exons. The record is from RefSeq and is a predicted model, not a curated record. The annotation marks the transcript as partial. NCBI's taxonomy places the organism in Eukaryota, Metazoa, Chordata, Aves, Passeriformes, Paridae.